AGGUAACGCCUUGUUUACAUCGGCUGGGCGUUGCGAAGGCACUGACGUGAGGAGCUGAGGGGACAGCUUGAUACUCGAGGACUUCGCCAUGGAAUUGCAGGAUUCCUUUUAUCCCAGAGCUCAGUAUAUUGAGACUGCCACAGGAAACCGAGUCAGCCGUGCAAGUGUGUUAUGCGGUUCUCAAAAUAUUGUGUUAAGUGGUAAAGUUAUCGUGCUUAGUGGUGUGAUCAUCAGAGGAGACCUUGCAAAUGUUAGAGUAGGACGCCAUUGUGUGAUAUCAUCCAAAGCGGUUAUCAGACCUCCGUUUAAAAAAUUCAGUAAGGGAGUAGCAUUUUUCCCACUUCACAUUGGUGACCAUGUUUACAUUGGUGAGGGUUCUGUUGUAAAUGCUGCAGUCAUUGGCUCUUAUGUCUAUAUUGGAAAGAACUGUGUUAUUGGACGCCGUUGUGUACUGAAAGAUUGCUGUAUGAUUGCUGACAACACCGUCUUGCCACCUGAGACUGUUGUUCCACCAUUUGCAAUCUAUAGUGGUUCACCUGCCAAGCACACAGGAGAUCUGCCAGAGGCUACACAAGAUCUUAUGACUGAUUACACUAAGUCAUGUUAUCACCAUUUCAUCAGAGUCAAAGAUAUGCCACCACAGGCAAAGGAAGGAACUACAAAGCUUAUUGAAAUUUAGAUGUGUUUCAUUUACUUCUUAAAAAUUGGGUAUUACAGAAAGCUCUAUUUUUGCUUCACUGUUUCCUCAAGCCAAAAGUAUAAUAUCCAGCCUGAGUUAUGGAACUUCAGUUGAACUCAGUGAAGAAGAGAAUAUAUUUCUGAGGUACGCUAUUUAUUUCAAAUCAGUUACCUCAGAAUUUAGCAAAAGCAUAAAUUAAAUUAUGUUAUGUUUACAGGUCGACUAUGAUGUCUUUUGACCUAACAAUUGGUCUGCCUAAAUAUAUCACUAGGGGAUUUCUGUGUCUACUACUAAUCAAAUACAGUAUAUGUCAUUCUAGUAUGAUACUGACAGCAUUGUGAAUUAUUAUUAUUUCAGAAGCUUUAAAUAUGGAUUAUACUUUUUUUUUAUAUAUAUAUAUAGAAUAAUAAAUGAAGACUCAAAAACACAGAACUUUUACUAUCACAAGAUUAUCUUCUGGAGCCAGAUUUUAUGGCUGGGUAAUAGCAGUCUAUUUGUGUGCUGCUGUAAAAUAAAUUUUGAAUAUGUAGACUUUAUUAGGACUGUUAUUGCAAAAGUUAAUUUCAAGCUUAAUAAAGAUGGAAUUUAUAUCAUUAUGGGCUUGUGUAUGUUAAAAUAAAGUAAAUAAUGGCAGUUGUUGUUUCUUUAAAAGAUGCAAAGAUUGCUCUUACUAUUAUAUUGUCACACCUCUAUAUUGUACCAAAGCACACAUUUUUAAGCCUGCGAGAUAACCUGUUUGUAAACUAGUUAUAAACUUGUUCCAUAUUCUCAAUUUUCACAAUUUGGUAAGGACUACCUUAGCUAUUGCAUAAUAUUAUUCUAGAUAUUGGAGAACAGGAUUCUGAAUAAACUUUUAUAAAGCUGGAA
Messenger RNA from Penaeus vannamei (Pacific white shrimp), 1546 nucleotides. RefSeq names its product Dynactin 5, p25 subunit. Gene Ontology annotation, cellular component: dynactin complex. The record is from RefSeq and is a predicted model, not a curated record. NCBI's taxonomy places the organism in Eukaryota, Metazoa, Arthropoda, Malacostraca, Decapoda, Penaeidae.